Anoplopoma fimbria (sablefish) is the source of this 4870-nucleotide messenger RNA. RefSeq names its product chloride channel 6 (gene clcn6). Gene Ontology annotation, cellular component: intracellular membrane-bounded organelle; lysosomal membrane. The coding region runs from base 6 to 2594 and encodes 862 amino acids. Gene Ontology annotation, biological process: transmembrane transport; chloride transport. The transcript is spliced from 23 exons. Gene Ontology annotation, molecular function: voltage-gated chloride channel activity. NCBI's taxonomy places the organism in Eukaryota, Metazoa, Chordata, Actinopteri, Perciformes, Anoplopomatidae. The record is from RefSeq and is a predicted model, not a curated record.
CGAAGAUGGCGUGUUGUGGAAACUGUUUUUGUUGCCAAUGUUGCUGCAGAGAAGGGGAGACAAGGACGCCCGAGGAACUGACAAUCCUUGGGGAAUUCCGAGAUGAAGAAGACGAGAUUUUACCCAGGAAAGAUUAUGAGAGCUUGGAUUAUGAUCGCUGCAUCAAUGAGCCCUAUGUGGAGGUUCUGGAGGGGAUGGACAACAAGAAAGCCAAGAGGUAUGAAGCAGUCCGGUGGAUGAUGAUGUUCGCUAUCGGAGUCACAGUGGGUCUGGUUGGCCUGUUUGUGGAUUUCUUUGUGCGCCUCUUCAGCAAAAUCAAAUUUACCGUGGUUGGUGAUUCUGUGGAGAAGUGCAGCGACAAAGGCUGUCUCCCUCUGUCUCUGCUGGAGCUCCUAGCAUUCAACAUGACCUUCGUCUUCAUCGCCAGUGUGCUGGUCCUCAUUGAGCCAGUAGCUGCAGGCUCGGGCAUCCCGGAAAUCAAAAGUUACUUGAACGGAGUGAAGAUUCCAGGAAUUGUCAGGCUGAGAACCUUUUUCUGCAAAGCUGCGGGAGUCCUGUUCAGUGUGGCUGGAGGUCUGUUUGUGGGGAAAGAAGGUCCGAUGAUACACAGUGGAGCCAUAGUGGGAGCUGGCCUUCCUCAGUUUCAGAGCAUCUCUUUCAGGAGGAUCAAAUUUGAUUUUCCCUACUUCCGCAGUGACAGGGACAAGCGAGACUUUGUGUCAGCGGGUGCUGCUGCUGGAGUAGCUGCUGCCUUUGGUGCUCCUAUAGGUGGCACACUCUUCAGUCUGGAGGAGGGCUCCUCUUUCUGGAACCAGGCCCUCACUUGGAAAGUGCUCUUCUGUUCGAUGUCAGCCACCUUCACCCUCAACUUCUUCCGUUCUGGGAUCAACUUUAACAAGUGGGGCUCAUUCCAGCUGCCUGGUCUGCUCAACUUUGGGGAGUUCAAGUGUUCAGAUGGAGAUAAGAGCUGCCACCUGUGGACAGCAGUGGACCUGGCCUUCUUUGUCCUGAUGGGGGUGGUGGGUGGCCUGUUGGGGGCGCUCUUCAACUGCAUGAACAAGAUCCUGGCCAAGUAUCGCAUCAAACACAUCCACCCCAAGGCCAAGUUUAUCAGAGUUCUGGAGAGCCUGCUGGUUGCCAUGGUGACAACCGUGGUGAUAUUUGCAGCUUCAAUACUGUUGGGUGAAUGUCGCGACUUGUCCUCCCACACACCCCAAAACACCACACUGUCUGGCAGUGAGGACAUCAACUCAACCAUUCGACAGUUCUUCUGCACCAACGAGACCUACAACGACAUGGCCACGUUGUUCUUCAACCCACAGGAGGCCGCCAUCCACCAGCUCUUCCACCAGGAUGGUACCUUCAGCCCAGUGACUCUGUCAGUCUUCUUCCUGCUGUACUUCCUGUUGGCCUGCUGGACCUACGGAGUGUCUGUACCCAGCGGCCUCUUUGUCCCCUCACUGCUCUGUGGGGCGGCUUUUGGACGUCUGGUUGCCAACAUCCUAAAAGUGAAACUGGGAAUGGAAAUCUACUCUGGGACCUUUGCUCUCAUUGGAGCUGCAGCCUUCCUCGGAGGCGUGGUCAGGAUGACCAUCAGUCUGACUGUCAUCCUCAUUGAAUCCACCAAUGAAAUCACAUACGGGCUGCCCAUCAUGAUCACUCUAAUGGUUGCCAAGUGGACUGGAGAUUUCUUCAACAAGGGCAUCUAUGACAUCCACAUCCAGCUCAGAGGAGUGCCACUGCUGGAGUGGGAGACUGAGGUUGAGAUGGACAAGCUGACAGCCAGUGAUAUCAUGGAGCCCAACUUGACCUAUGUGUACCCCCACACCCGAAUCCAGUCUCUAGUCAGCAUCCUGCGCACCACCGUCUACAACGCCUUCCCCGUGGUCACUGAAAACCGGCAGAACGAACGGGACUUCAUGAAGGGCAACAUCCUGGUCAGCAACAACAUCCGCUUCAAGAAAUCCAGUGUUGUGUCCCGUGCGGGGGAACAGCGGCGGCGCUGUCAGUCCAUGAAGUCGUACCCGUCCAGCGAGCUGAGAAACGUCUGUGACGAACAGAACGUGGUGGUACAGCCAGCAGAGGAGGGAGAGGACCUGCUGCAGCAGAUGUUAGAGAGGAGACAUGCUCCCUACCCAAACCUGUACCCAGAUCAGUCUCCCAGUGAGGAGUGGACCAUGGAGGAGCGCUUCAGACCGCUCACCUUCCACGGCCUCAUCCUGCGCUCCCAGCUGGUCAACCUGCUCAUCAGAGGGGUCUGCUACACUGAGAACCAGUCGAGUGCCACUCAGCCCAGGUUGUCGUAUGCAGAGAUGACUGAGGAUUACCCACGUUACCCUGACAUCCAUGACCUGGACCUGGCCCUGCUCAACCCCCGCAUGAUAGUGGAUGUCACCCCCUACAUGAACCCAUGUCCCUACACAGUGUCGCCCAACACCCACAUCUCGCAGGUGUUCAACCUGUUCAGGACCAUGGGGCUGCGACACCUCCCAGUGGUUAACGCUGUCGGAGAAAUUGUUGGAAUAAUCACAAGACAUAAUUUAACCCACGAGUUCCUUGUGGCCAAACUGCGGCAGCACAGCAUCACUAUUUGACCCGACUCUGGAAAAUCUGCCGCCCUUCCAACCCAGCCUGGUCCUGGUCCUGGUCCUGGUCCUGGUCCUGGUCCUGGUCCUGGUCCUGAGCCUUUGUCUCUAUCCAUUCCUAAUAGCAUGCACACAUUCUCUGCGGUACAAUGGGGAACACAGUUCUCCUGUAAGUGAAACCGUUCUGUUGUAUUUGGCUCAAGUGUUGAAGAAUUGUCAGCCCUUCUCCAGCUGAGCAUCGGAUCCACUGAAGCCAGUGGCAGGACUGGAUUCAUACACUAGGGACACUUUAAUAGAACCAUAUUUUUUUUUGACUGCAGAAAAGGUUUUACACAUCACAGAUAUCCAAUAUUGACGGCUGAUGAUUCAUGAGCACCUGCUGUGCACUGUGACUGUGAGCAACAGGACUGAGCACUAGCUCUCCUCUGACGCAUCACAAGAUGAUCUGAUGGCAUUAAGCUUAAACAUUAGCCACCUCAGCAUUUAUUUUGGUGACUACAGUGUUAUUGUCAGUGGUUCUCAAACCCUUUUAGCUGCCAUGCUCCCCCUUCAGAAUCCCAGAAAGGUUCAUGAACCCUCCAACCACACAACUUAUUUAGUUUGCAUCCAUCGUUACUGAUUCUAGAACGUCCUUUUCUCUUCUUUUUAAAAUCAGGUAAGCUUACACUUUAGGGUGUUGAUCGCCCUUACAUGAAUCAUAUGCAUUUAACUUCUGCUCCACGUUUUUCUCCCCGAUCAUCCACACAGAUCUGGAAAGAUGUAUUGAGUGAUUCCAAGUGUGGAGCUCAUUGACCGCUGUUUCUGCUGGUUGGAGACACAAUCAGAGCUUUGCAGGCGGAGCUUGGAAUAACGAAGUCAUAGCCCAGCAUAGCUAGCUAGCCUCCUGACUACAUGUUAGUUUAAAUUACGUUGAACUUGACUGUUUGAGAAACUGAAAGCUCCAGCAGCUUGUUGAUAGUGUUACUCACCGUUUGAAGGAAACAUCACUUGCAAAGGAUCCCUCGCUCCCUCAUGACAAAUUCUUUCUUUUGACCUUUUGAUCGUUUAGCUUUAUCGUCAUUAUCACUGUAGCACUUUUACUUUAGACAUUUUUAUUUACUUUGUUAGGAACUGGAAUAUAUGCACUAAAGCAGGCCGACGUCCCCUCACGGCCUGCGACUGAACUAGACCUCUGGGAAGAGUUUGCUCAGUGACCGUUUCAGCUGUUGGACAUACAGUAACAUGUGUAAUCACUCUCACCACUAGGUUAAUAAUAAUAAUAAUAAUAAUAAUCAAUCCUUUAUUAGUCCCACAAUGGGGAAAUUAUUUCUCUGCAUUUAACCCAUCCCGGAGGAGCAGUGGGCUGCAAUGAAGCGCCCGGGGAGCAAUUUUGGGGUUAGGUGUCUCGCUCAAGGACACCUCGGCAUGUUGCCGGUAGAGGGGUUUGAACCACCAACCUUGUGGUUACGGGACAAGCGCUCUACCUCAUGUGCCACAGCCGCCCCAAUAGGUUAGCAUUGUUUUGCACUCAUGACCCGUGGUAGUAGUCAUUCAGUCAGUUUAGACACAGUCUUGGUUAAGUUGACCGAGGUUUUUGUUAUGACAUUCCCUGUUGUAAUAUGUCCAGUUAGGUCCAUUGUCCUAUUUCAUCCUUUGAUUGCCCAAAAGGGGGCAAAAAAUGUGAACUCAGAGCAAAGGCAAGUAAGAAGAAGAUGAAUUGUACAUUUAUUGAUGGACAUGACGUCCACUCUGUCAGGUUGAUGGAUUAUUAGGGACCACAAUGGCACAUGUAUGUACAUCAAACAUUCCUUAAUUGUUUCUUUGUCAAUGCUUAAUGUUUUAUUUAAGAAAUUAUUUUUUAUACAAUAUUACGUUUUAUGAUUUGCUGCCUGUGCUAUGAAUGAUUCUGUCAUGUAAUUGCAUUUCUUAAGGACCAAUGCUGUCCUGGGUAAUAUUGUCUAGGCAUUGCUCACUUGUUAUUUUAAAAUGAUUCUUUUUAUGUUGUGCAUACUAAAAACUACAUAUGGCAUGGCAGGUGGCGAGCAGAAUAUGAGAUUAAGUGAAACAGUGGACAGUACAUGUCCUACUGUGAAGCCAUACCCGAGGGACUGUUUGCCAAAUACUGUUUCAUGUGACUUCUGUGGAGAUAUUAGAUGGCGCCAUGUGCUUGUUUAGGAAUUUGUAGUUUCUACAAAUGUAGAACUGGCAUAUGGCAAAAAAAAGCUUCUGCCAUGGAACAGAAAGCAGAGAGACCUCUGUCUUGUGCCUUUAUUAUUGUUCAAAUAAAGGUCCUUCUGUUUUGUCAA